Messenger RNA from Scophthalmus maximus (turbot), 954 nucleotides. It is a transcript of the gene sncb, whose product is annotated as synuclein, beta. Gene Ontology annotation, cellular component: axon terminus; cytoplasm; neuronal cell body. Bases 165 to 518 code for a protein of 117 amino acids. Gene Ontology annotation, biological process: synapse organization; chemical synaptic transmission; synaptic vesicle endocytosis. The record is from RefSeq and is a predicted model, not a curated record. NCBI's taxonomy places the organism in Eukaryota, Metazoa, Chordata, Actinopteri, Pleuronectiformes, Scophthalmidae. Gene Ontology annotation, molecular function: cuprous ion binding. The transcript has 6 exons.
CACCGUGAAGGGGGCCGUCCCUGUUGGUGGAGAUCAGACCGAGGAAGGCCCACCUAGUGAUCAUUUGAAGAUAUCUCCCAUUUAGACGAUAGUUAGACGCGACUGUGCGACAGAAUCAUAAGGGGACAAGUCGAAGGCUAAUUGUAAAUAGCAGCUCGGCCAAGAUGGAUGUGUUCAUGAAGGGAUUGAAUAAAGCGAAAGAGGGGAUGGCUGUGGCUGCAGAGAAGACCAAGGAAGGAGUUGCGGUUGCAGCUGAAAAGACUAAAGAAGGGGUUAUGUUUGUAGGUAACAAGGCCAAAGACAGCGUGGGCACAGUGGCUGAGAGGACCACUGGGGCUAUGGGGAACAUCGCUGCUGCCACUGGCCUGGUGAAGAAGGACGAGUUCCCCUCCGACAUGAACCCUGAGGAGUAUGGGCAGGAGGCCAUGGAGGGCCAGGGAGAGGCGAUGCUGGAGCCAGAAGGAGAGACAUAUGAUGAGACCCAGCAGGAGAGCCAGGAUUACGAGCCAGAAGCGUAAAAGCCUCAGUCCAUGCCACCAUCCAACCAGCAGCACAAUAAUAUUUCUAAUAAUAAAAAGGACAAAUGCUGAAACUAUUCCAAUUCUACCCCUGUUGCAAAAAACAACAAAAAAGACAAGCAUUCCCACUGAAAAAUGUUCUUCCUUCAAGACAAAUCUUUUAUUAUUACAUAUUGUAAAUGUCAUGUUAUUAAUGUAAUGUGUUGGGUGUAGGUGUUAAUUGAGAUGUAGGAUUUGUCCUGUCAGUCUCAUUUCCUUGAUUCCCUCCCAAUGAAAUGAGACCACAGCCAGGGCUUGUGACUUUGUACUUGUGUGUACGUGUAUUUCGAAAUGUGCAAUAGAUGUUCAUCAUCUUCCAAUGAGACAUUGGGAGUGGAAAAAAUAAAUAUGUCCGGUUGCAAGCAGAUAUGAAUACAAUAAUAUCCCCUUAAGUGUC